AUGAGUGAGAACAAAGUUAUCUUGUAUGAAAAAAACGGCUUCAGGGGCCUGAGCUUAGAGCUCACCAGUUCUGAGAUUAACCUGGCGAAACAGAACUUUGCCUGUGCUGCUUCUUCUCUGCGUGUCAUUGGCCAGCCCUGGGUAGCUUACAAUGACAUUAACUUUCAAGGUGACAAUCAUGUGUAUGAGGAGGGCAGUUACAGCAGUAUUGAUUUGAAUAACAUCAUAUCUAUGAUGCUCAUCUCUGCAAGUCUGGAGAACCCAGCUAUAAAACUCUUUGAAGGUCCAAACUUUACCGGAAAGUCCCUUGUUGUUAAAGAAGCAGCUAUUCUGGAUUAUGGAAUGUUGGAAUUUGGGGCCUUUUCUUGGCAGGUGCUGAGUGGGGCCUGGAAAAUGUGUGAUGAAAUAAUGGACAACCCCAAAUACAGAGUUUCAAAGGUGGGUGACUAUGUAAAGCACAGUACUGAUAUAGGUUUGCAGCAUUCAGUGAGAGUUCUGCAUCCCCUGAAGCAUGGCAAGCCAAAAUAUACAGCAAAUAUCCAGUGGGACAGAAAAGAAGAACUAAGUUCAAAAGUGAGUCAGCUGGAUGAACUGAUUGCUGUGAAUAAAUCCAAGUUUGCUCAGAAGUUCACCCAUAGGUCUGGUAGGGAAUACACCUCCAGCAUUGACCUGGAAAUGAACUUCAGCAGUGAAACCAAAAUUCAAUUUGGGUCUAAAAUCAUCAUCCCAUUAAGUGCAGAGUUAAGUUCUAAGCUGUCUAAUACAAUGAGCUUUAAGAAAGGGAAAACUGAGCGUACAACCAGCACCGUCACCAGCUCGGUGAGCAUUCCUGUUAUAGUGCCAGCAAGGACCAAGGUGACAAUCAGAGUCUUGAGAAAGGACGUGGCUUAUACUGUUCCUGUUGAAAUUGUUAUAGAAAGAAACAAGAUAACAAAGACAGAAUAUGCAACACUUGUCUGCCGAGACGGGACGGAUGUACAUGUCUCCCGGCAUGAUGAGCUCUUUAGUUAA
This is a messenger RNA of Bombina bombina (fire-bellied toad), 1011 nucleotides long. Its product is annotated as epidermal differentiation-specific protein-like. Gene Ontology annotation, biological process: lens development in camera-type eye; visual perception. The transcript has a single exon. Bases 1 to 1011 code for a protein of 336 amino acids. Gene Ontology annotation, molecular function: structural constituent of eye lens. The record is from RefSeq and is a predicted model, not a curated record. NCBI's taxonomy places the organism in Eukaryota, Metazoa, Chordata, Amphibia, Anura, Bombinatoridae.